Messenger RNA from Cebus imitator (Panamanian white-faced capuchin), 589 nucleotides. RefSeq lists its product as uncharacterized. Bases 1 to 525 code for a protein of 174 amino acids. Gene Ontology annotation, molecular function: RNA binding. Gene Ontology annotation, biological process: maturation of LSU-rRNA from tricistronic rRNA transcript (SSU-rRNA, 5.8S rRNA, LSU-rRNA). The transcript has 2 exons. The record is from RefSeq and is a predicted model, not a curated record. Gene Ontology annotation, cellular component: nucleolus. NCBI's taxonomy places the organism in Eukaryota, Metazoa, Chordata, Mammalia, Primates, Cebidae.
AUGCCCCGCCCCUCACCACGCCUCAUGUCCCCGCCUUUGCCCCGGCGCCUUUUAUACCCCGCCCCCUUGCCGCGCCGCCCCCUGUGCCCAGUCCUCGCUCCGCCGACUGAGCUCCAACCCGGGGCCCGACUCUGGGCCCUCCGCCUCCCUCGCCACGCCUUUCCCCGCGGUUCGCGGCGCCCGGGUCCUGAUUCUACUUCCGCCUCGGAGGACUUUGGAGCCCGACGUUUCCGGGAGCGCCGCGUGGAGUUAGUGUUGACAGCUUUUGGCAUGGCGGCGUGUUCUGGUCCGGCUGCGCCAAUCUUGUCGCUUAACCCGCAAGAAGAUGUCGAGUAUCAAAAGGAGGUGGCGCAGGUUCGCAAGCGCGUAACCCAGCGAAAAAAACGAGAACUUACUCCUGGAGUCGUCUAUGUGCGCCACCUGCCUAACCUACUUGACGAAACCCAGAUCUUUUCCUAUUUCUCCCAGUUUGGCACUGUGACACGGUUCCGACUGUCCAGAAGUAAAAGGGUAAGAUUUCUGUAGUUGCAUUUGAUGUUUUGUUUUUCAAAUGUGUAUUAUCUUUGACAUUAAAGAGCACUUUCACUUA